Messenger RNA from Silurus meridionalis, 7286 nucleotides. RefSeq names its product collagen, type XI, alpha 2 (gene col11a2). The transcript has 65 exons. The record is from RefSeq and is a predicted model, not a curated record. Gene Ontology annotation, molecular function: extracellular matrix structural constituent; heparin binding. The coding region runs from base 236 to 5998 and encodes 1920 amino acids. NCBI's taxonomy places the organism in Eukaryota, Metazoa, Chordata, Actinopteri, Siluriformes, Siluridae.
CCACAUGCUUCCUAGCUUUUCAGGGAGUAAAGCAAGAAGUGGAAGAGAGACUGUUGGGAGAGAGAAAGUCUGAUUGCCGUGUGAAGUCUCUCUUUCUCUUUCUCUCUCUCUCUCCCUCUCUCCUCUCUCCUUCUGACUCCAUGGCUCCUUAGCGUCAGAUUUAUCACCAGCGUCCCUGCUUCUAUUGAACCUAAAAGUUUAUAUGUAAAAAAGUCUCACCAAAAUCUUGGAAACUAUGGAUAUUCGGAUGAAACGGAGACCGUGGAUGCAAGAGCCUAUAAUUGUUGUGUUCGUCCUGUGCUUAAUUCUCCGGGCACAAGCAGAUCCGGUUGAUGUUUUGCGGGUUCUGCAGAUUCCUUCCCUCCCUGAAGGUGUUCAAAAGGUUCCAGGCUUUUGUGUCUCGCGCCAUAGCGGUACUGAUCAUGCCUACCGCAUCAGCAAGAAGGCCCAAAUAUCUGCUCCAACCAAGCAACUGUUCCCAGGUCGUUUUCCAGAGAACUUCUCCAUCAUGACCACAGUGAAGGCCAAGGCUGGGCUUCAAGCCUUCCUAUUGUCCAUCUACAAUGAGCAAGGAGUGCAGCAGUUAGGAGUGGAGCUGGGACGCUCCCCCGUCUUCCUGUAUGAGGACCAGAGUCGCAUGCCUACCCCUGAAAACUACCCCUUGUUCAAGGGCGUCAACCUGGCUGACGGCAAGUGGCAUCGCAUUGCUAUUUCUGUGCAGAAGAAAAACGUGACUCUUUUCCUUGACUGUAAGAAGCAAAUGAUAAGACCCCUUCCCAGAAGUAACAAACCAGUGGUGGACAACAAGGGCAUCACUGUUUUUGGUUCUCGUCUUUUGGAUAGCGAAGUUUUUCAGGGCGAUAUCCAGCAGCUGUUGAUUGCCUCCAAUGCUCAGGCAGCCUAUGACUUCUGUGAGCAUUACAGUCCAAACUGCAAUUCCCCUCUGCCGGGGAUUCAGGCCCAGGACCCCAACACUUUUGGCAGCAAGAAAACCAAAUCCAAUUCCCUCACUAAAACAGUCAAGUCUUAUAUGGCAACACCUAGCUCAGCUAAAUCAGCUAAAAAUAAACCUUCUCCAGGCAAGCAAACUAAAUUAGGCUUGAAUAAAUUUGACGUGAUUAAGAGUUCUAAGAGCAGAGCUACAAUUGUAAACCACAAAAUAGCUCCACAUUCUGGCAUUAAGUCAACUUUAGUGGCUAAGGCAGGCCCUUAUGGAAAACCCACUGUAGUAAAUAAAAAGAACAGUGGCAAAGCAUCUGGAAACAAAAAGCCUAGUGGUAUCAGUGUAAAUGGAAAGCCGGCUAUAAAUGCUGUUUCUAAAGCCAAAAACAGCAGCAACAGAAAGGUGGAAGUUGUAAAAAAAACAAAUGCUGGCACUAGAGGCACUCUCAAAGUAGAUGUAGGAAAAAAGGCAGCAGCAGGGAACGCUCACAAAGCUUAUGGCAAGAAGGAGAAAACGCAAAGGAUGACAAAACCUCACACAACUUCUUCAAAACGAUUCCCGCCCUUCACCACGUCUGCGGCCAGGGGCACCUUCACCUUGACUGCAGAAAAACUCAAGACGAAUCCAACCAAUGGUUAUAAACAGGUGCAUGAGACUGUAAUGGGUGAAGAAGUGGAAGAAGGUGAGAUGGUUUCUGAGGUCUUUGCUGAGGAGCCUGUGACUGAACAAUUUGAAAUGAAGGAAUAUGAAUAUUCCUACAAGGACUACAAUGAGCCCGUUCCUGAAGGAGACACGGUUGGUGACGUGGGCCAUGCCCUGCCCGCUGUCACACAUGAGGGUGGUGCUGCUGUAAAGGCCCAGAAGGGAGAGAAGGGAGAACCUGCUGUGCUUGAAUCUGGAAUGUUGAUUGAGGGUCCACCAGGGCCAGAAGGACCAACUGGUUUCCCCGGCCCUUCAGGGCCUCCAGGACUUCCGGGAUCCGUAGGCGAUCCAGGUGAAAGGGGUCCAACUGGGAAAGCAGGUCUGCCCGGAGCUGAUGGAGUUCCUGGACCUCCUGGCUCAUCUGUCAUGCUUCCGUUCCGCUUUGGACAAAGUGGUGGCGAAAAAGGUCCCAUUGCCUCCGCACAGGAGGCCCAUGUUCAGGCCAUUCUGUCUCAAGCUCGGUCAGCUUUGAUGGGUCCACCUGGGCCGAUGGGCUUUACUGGAAGAACUGGACCUGUGGGAGAACCUGGAAGCAAUGGUCUGAAGGGAGAGAGUGGAGAUCCUGGACCACAGGGUCCCAGAGGUCCUCACGGGUUAACUGGACCCCCUGGUAAAGCUGGUAGAAGAGGCAGAGCUGGUGCUGAUGGUGCUCGUGGAAUGCCAGGAGAGCCUGGAUUUAAGGGAGACCGUGGUUUUGAUGGGCUGCCUGGUCUGCCAGGAGAUAAAGGUCAUCGGGGAAAUUCUGGCAUAAUGGGACCACCAGGACCCCAAGGAGAGGAUGGAGAGAGAGGAGAUGAUGGAGAUGUUGGACCCAGAGGACUCCCAGGUGAACCUGGGCCUCGUGGCUUGCUGGGGCCAAAGGGUCCCUCAGGAGUCCCUGGACCUCCAGGUGUGCGGGGAAGCGACGGACCUCAUGGGCCAAAAGGAAACUUGGGCCCACAAGGAGAGCCAGGUCCUCCAGGCCAGCAGGGGGCUUCAGGAACACAGGGAAUGCCUGGUCCUCAAGGUGCUAAUGGUCCUCCAGGAGAGAAGGGACCUACAGGAAAGCCAGGUCUGCCAGGCAUGCCCGGAGCUGAUGGUCCUCCUGGUCAUCCAGGAAAGGAAGGCCCCGGGGGAACGAAAGGAAAUCAGGGUCCUAAUGGUCCUCAGGGUGCUGUUGGCUAUCCUGGUCCUCGUGGAAUUAAGGGGAUUCAAGGGAUCCGUGGUCUAAAGGGUCAUAAGGGAGAAAAGGGAGAAGAAGGUUUUCCUGGAAUCAAAGGAGAUUUCGGUUCUAAAGGAGAAAGGGGUGAGGUCGGAGUGCCAGGUCUCAGAGGAGAGGACGGGCCUGAGGGUCCAAAAGGACGUGUUGGUCCUCCUGGUGAGAUUGGACCACUUGGGCUGGUUGGAGAAGGUGAGCCUGGUAAACUCGGUGUGCCCGGGCUACCUGGCUAUCCUGGAAGACAAGGACCUAAGGGCUCACUCGGUUUCCCAGGAUUCCCUGGUGCAAAUGGAGAGAAAGGUGCAAGGGGUCUGAUCGGUAAAGCUGGGCCAAGAGGACUGAGAGGACCGACGGGACCCAGAGGACAGAGAGGACCUCGUGGUUCUACCGGAAAAUCGGGUGCUAAGGGUUCAUCUGGUAGUGAUGGCCCUCCUGGACCACUAGGCGAGAGGGGAUUACCUGGAACUCAAGGAGUAAACGGAUUUCCUGGACCAAAAGGACCUCCUGGGCCUCCAGGAAAAGAUGGACUGCCUGGACACCCUGGACAGAGAGGAGAAGUUGGGUUUCAAGGCAAGUCUGGACCUCCUGGGCCACCUGGAGUUGUUGGACCUCAGGGUCCUUCUGGAGAUACAGGCCCACUGGGAGAAAGAGGCCACAGUGGACCCCCUGGACCACCAGGUGAGCAAGGCCUUCCUGGCCCUUCAGGUAAGGAAGGAACCAAAGGAGAUCCUGGUCCUCCUGGUGGCCCAGGAAAAGAUGGACCUCCUGGAUUGAGAGGCUUUCCUGGAGAGAGAGGACUCCCUGGAACCCCAGGUAUUGGUGGACUGAAAGGAAAUGAAGGCCCGGCCGGACCCCCUGGGCCUGCUGGCUCACCAGGUGAGAGAGGCUCUGCAGGCACAGCUGGCCCAAUUGGCCCCCCUGGAAGACCUGGACCCCAGGGACCCCCUGGAGCUGCAGGAGAAAAAGGAGUUCCUGGAGAGAAAGGCCCGAUUGGCCCAGCUGGUCGUGAUGGCAUUCAGGGCCCAGUUGGGCUUCCAGGCCCUGCUGGACCUGCUGGUGUUACAGGAGAGGAUGGUGACAAAGGUGAGGUUGGAGAGCAUGGGCAUAAGGGCGGAAAGGGAGCCAAGGGAGAACAAGGUCCUCCUGGUCCACCUGGGCCAAUAGGCUCUGUUGGACAGCCUGGUGCUCCUGGUGCUGAUGGUGAAACAGGUGCCAGAGGUCAGCAGGGUGCAUUCGGUGCUAAAGGAGAUGAAGGAACAAGAGGAUUUCCCGGUCCUCCAGGUCCUAUUGGGCUACAGGGAUUGCCAGGCUCAGCAGGAGAAAAGGGUGAAACAGGAGAUGUUGGACCACUGGGUCCUCCUGGACCUCCUGGACCACGAGGCCCAGCAGGUGCUAAUGGUGCUGAUGGUCCCCAAGGUCCCCCUGGCGGUUUGGGUAACCCAGGUCCACCUGGAGAGAAGGGUGAACCGGGUGAAUCUGGACCACCUGGUGUUGGUGGAGAGCCAGGAAAGAAGGGCCCCAGAGGAGAACGUGGUGAAAAAGGUGAAGCUGGCCAGCCAGGUACUUCUGGUCCUGCAGGUGGAAAGGGACCCACUGGAGAUGAUGGACCUAAAGGAAAUCCUGGUCCUGUCGGGUUCCCUGGUGAUCCUGGUCCUCCUGGAGAAGUUGGGCCUAGAGGCCAAGAUGGAGCAAAAGGAGACAGAGGAGAGGAUGGCGAACAAGGAGAAUCAGGGUCGCCAGGACCUUCUGGUGAAAACGGACCACCUGGGCCUACAGGAAAAAGGGGGCCAGCAGGCACAAGAGGACCUGAAGGCCGUGAAGGAGAGAAGGGCAGCAAGGGAAAUUCAGGAGCUCCUGGAGCUCCAGGGAAGACAGGUCCUGUCGGGCCUCAAGGUCCUCCUGGAAAGCCAGGAACAGAGGGUCUGAGAGGACUCCCCGGUUCAGUGGGAGAGCAAGGUGCUCCUGGCCAAACAGGUGAUAAAGGACCAUCUGGACCUGUGGGUCCUGCAGGGCUUCCAGGUCUGCGUGGUGACUUUGGUGCGAAGGGUGAAAAGGGACAUUCAGGUAUGAUUGGUCUGAUUGGACCUCCAGGUGAGCAGGGCGAAAAGGGAGACAGAGGAUUGCCUGGACCUUAUGGAUCAGCUGGGUCCAAGGGAGAAACUGGGAUGUCUGGUGGAACUGGUCCUCUGGGCCCUUCUGGUCCUCCUGGUUUGCCUGGCCAAAGAGGUGUCAAGGGAACAAAAGGUGCUAUGGGAGGUGGAGGUCCCAAAGGAGAGAAAGGUGUACAAGGGCCUCCAGGACCGCCUGGACCUCCUGGUGAUGUCAUCCAGCCCCUACCUUUUACAAUCCCGAAAAAGUCCAAGCGCUCCAUUGAUGCCAGUAAGAUGUUCUCUCCUAAUGACGAGGCUUCCCCAGGUGAUGCCACAGGUCCCGGAUUUUUCACUGGCAACGAAGACAUGGAGGAGAUUUUGGGAUCUCUGAACUCACUUCAGGCCGAGAUUGAGAGCAUGCGUUUCCCGCUUGGAACAAAGGAAAGCCCGGCCCGCACGUGCCACGACCUCCAUCUGAGUCAGUCAGAAUACAAAGAUGGUGAAUACUGGAUCGAUCCAAACCAGGGCUGUGCUCGCGACUCUUUUAAGGUCUACUGCAACUUUACAGCAGGUGGAGAGACAUGCCUCUAUCCCAGCAAGGAAGUGGAGAAUGUAAAGAUGAAGUCUUGGCCAAAUGAGAAGCCUGAGUCAUGGUAUAGCCAGUUUUCUAAAGGAAGCCAGCUUUAUUAUGUGGAUAUAAAUGACGAUCCUGUGGGAGUGGUGCAGCUGGGAUUCCUGCGGUUGCUCAGCAUUCAAGCUCGUCAGAGCUUCACCUAUCACUGCCACCACUCAGUAGCCUGGACUGAUAACACUGCUGAGAACAGAUAUCAGAGAGCACUGCGCUUCCUGGCUGCUAAUGAGGAGGAGCUUAGUUACGAGACCAGUCCUUAUAUCAAGGCACUUGUUGAUGGCUGCUCUUAUCGUAAAGGCUAUGGUAGGACGGUUCUGGAGAUAAACACACCUCAAGUUGAGCAACUUCCUCUAAAGGACAUCAAGAUCACAGACUUUGGGGAGACCAGUCAGAAGUUUGGUUUUGAAGUUGGACCUGUCUGUUUCCUGGGAUAAAUUUACAGACAUGCCGAGAACGAAAAAUAACAAAACAAAGGAAAUACAAAAUUAGACACACAGAUGAGACGCAAUAACUUGGAUUCAUUCGAAUAUGCAUUUAUAUGGCAUGGAUGUAUGCCAGAAUAAAUACAUGAUUAAAGACUAUCUGAGAUGUGGACACACACACACACACACACACACACACACACACACGCACACACACACACAUUGUGAAGUCAUUGUGAAGCAAAGGAAGUAGAAAUGAAGAGAAAAAAACAACUCCAGCUUGAGGGUGAGAUGAGAUAGACGGAGAGAAAAGAAAACCGUCUAGAUGGUGAAAAACCAAGUCAAGCUCGAAAUGUGAUGAGGAUAUUUUCAAGAAGAAUGUUGUGGAACAAACUGAAGACCCGUUGGAGGAACUUCUACAGCGAACUUCUUCUGCAUUUUACAUCGCCUUCCUCCUUCUCUUUCCUUCUCUCCUUCCGGUACCUUCUCCAGGUGUCCUACUCUACCUCCGAGCUUCAACCUUCACAUCCACAAUCUCAUCAAAUCCCUGUGUGAUCGUGCUCACUCCAUAUGAAGUCAUUAUUUUGAAGGUAAAAUAAAUAAAAAAAUCGUGUUUCCAUACUGUAAUAAAGCCAUGUGGCAACAUUUUGUACUGUCCCCCCUCCCCCUUUUUUGUUUCCAAUAUACGCAGUGGAUAUGUCUAAACUGCAUUGCCGUGCUGUACAUGCCUUGUAGAUUGAUUAAAGCUAGAGUUUUCAAGUUAUGUCGACAAACCCUUGGACCCAGUAUUAAGAAUACCCCCCCUCUCUCCCAAAAAAAAAAAAAAAACAGAGACACGCUGGUUUGUAGCUAUAACAAGCUACGAGCUAGCUUAGCUUACUAAGCAUGGGCCGUUUGUCGUUAUAUAAAACAAACGGUAUUUUGUUGUGCUUUAAAGCCAAAUUUCCUCUGUGCUGUAAAGAUCAAGAACAUCCUCUGAAUGAAUCAGUUCACCAUCACUAACCCUCACUCCUGCUCGUGGUGGAAAAAUGUGAAUUAGAAAGCAUUUGUAUAGAAAUAUUUGAUUGUAUUUAUUUUUCGAAAAGGUCAUUAAAAACAAGGUGAUCGAGCAGACCGAACACUUUUGCAGUACGAAAUAAAAAUGUGGUGCUUUUUCUUUUCACCUGUUUUAACCUGUUUACACUACCGUUCUGUGUUCACAUGACGGGUUGCUUAUAGAUCACAGUGUACAUCCCAGUACCAAUCCCAGUCCAGGAGAAUGUACCUCACGACAUUAAAACAUUAAAACAGUUGAACAACU